This is a messenger RNA of Oncorhynchus kisutch (coho salmon), 1726 nucleotides long. Its product is annotated as fibulin-7-like. The record is from RefSeq and is a predicted model, not a curated record. Gene Ontology annotation, molecular function: calcium ion binding. NCBI's taxonomy places the organism in Eukaryota, Metazoa, Chordata, Actinopteri, Salmoniformes, Salmonidae. The transcript has 8 exons. The coding region runs from base 296 to 1627 and encodes 443 amino acids.
GGAGUCGUCAAUUAGGGUUAGGUAGUAGAUGCAGGUUCACUAUCAUCAUAGCCCAUCUAAAAGCGCACGGCACCGCAUCCCAAAGGUCGCUCUGCACCACAACGCGCUUCUGACGAGCAGGGUCUUCCAUCCUGAGUCCACCAACUGCCAGUUCAGUUGAGCAAACUCUGCAGAGGAGCGUCGGAAAUCGGAGUGGAUUUAGUUGGUUUUCUAUUAUUUAAACACCUGACUAAAUUCCACUAUUUGGAGAAAAACUCGGACAUCAUCCAACAUCAAUUCAGUUGGAUUUAAAGUUAUGGCACUAUCAGUGCUGCGCAGCAGUUUGCUUUUGCUAUGUGUGACAACUAUCCAAACUUGUCAUGGUGGCGGACAGAACUGCAUGGACAAACACCAGUUGGUUGGUGUUCUCCGUCAGAUGGAGAAGUUUCUGAAGGGACAGGAGAUGAGAUUCACAGAGGGACUACGCAUCAUGAAGUCCAAACUGGCAACCCUACAGAACUCUGUGUCCAAGCUACCGCAGGCCGAUCAGUCGGCUGCUCCGUCCGUUUGCCCCUCCCUGGAAGCCCCUGUCCACGGGAGGAAGUUUGGCUCCAACUAUUUCAUCGGUCAUGAGGUCCAUUUUACCUGUUCCCAUGGUUACCACCUGGUGGGCCCCGAGACACGUGUGUGUCAGGAGAACGGGAGUUGGAGCGGUGUCAACACCAUCUGUAAAGAUGUGAGUGUGUGCUCCAGUAACCCAUGCCAGAACGGAGGGACCUGUGUAGAGGGAGUAAACCAGUACAGGUGCACCUGUUCACAGAGCUGGAAUGGAUCCAACUGUCAGCACCAGACACAGACAGCUCCACCCGAGUGGAGCGUCAUGAAUGACCCGGCGUUCAGCAGACGUCCCCGCUGUGCCAAAGUGGACCGCGCCCAACACUGCAGCUGUGAUGCUGGCUUUCACAUGAGUGGGACAUCUGACAACAGCAUCUGCCAGGAUGUAAAUGAGUGUGAGGUGUACCGGCUGGACCAGGGGGGCAAGCUGUGUGUGUACGAGUGUGUCAACAUACCAGGCUCCUACCACUGCUCCUGCCCCAGCCACUAUAAGCUGCUGCCUGAUGGUAGGAGCUGUGAGGAUGUGGAUGAGUGUCUGACCCAGCAGCACAACUGCAGUAGAGGAACAACAUGUAUCAACACUGGAGGAGGGUUCCAGUGUGUGAGCCCAGAGUGUCCCCGAUCACACGGCAACAUCAGCUACGUCAAGACGUCUCCCUUUCAGUGUGAGAGGAACCCCUGCCCUGUGGAGAGUCGUUCCUGUCACCUGGCUCCUAAGACGGUCUCCUUCCACUACCUCUCCCUCCCCUCCAACCUCCAGACCCCGGCAACCCUGUUCCGCAUGGCAACCGCAGCCGCCCCCGGCCGCCCCGGCCCCGAUAGCCUGAGAUUCGGCAUUGUCGGGGGCAACAGCCGCGGGAUGUUUGUGAUGCAAAGGUCGGACCGCCAGACGGGUGAACUGAUCCUAGUUCAGAGGUUAAGAGGACCACAGGAUAUCAGUGUUGAUGUGGACAUGUCAGAGUAUAGUGAUCGCACCUUCCAGGCUAAGCAUGUGGCGAAGGUGCAUAUUCUGGUAUCAGCGUAUAACUUCUGAGGAGGAUGGACGGACAGAGGAACGAGUGAAAGGGACAGAGGGAGGAAGGGAGAAGAGGAACGAAGAAGGAGGAGAGGGAGAAGAAUGGAGAAAAGGAGG